CUUAAUUACACAUGUCAGGUCGUAAAUAGGAAAAUAUUAACAACUAUAAUUUUCAAAUCAAUAUUUUCAUGCAGUCAUACCUAUUUCAUUGUGUUCAGAGAUUUUUCGCCGAAGAGAACAAAUUUCAUUGGCAAGAUAAAACUAAAAGUAUUGUUUUGGAAUACAAACAAAUUCCUGAAUAUUGAAUACUCCAAGUUUGAGAAUUGCUCCUAAAAAUUAACAUAUUGAAGAGUGAAAUUGAAUAUUGAAAAAUUUUCAUGCAGUAUGCUUUGUGAAAUACCAAAACGAUUUGAACAUAUUUUGUUGAAGGGUUAUAAGGAGUUUGACCGAGAGUGUGACAGUAACAAGAAAGAUGUAACAGAAAUGGAAGAACGGAGCAUGGCUGCAAGGUUAAUCUGUAGCCUUCACGUUAGAUACUUUUUCUUAUCAGAAUACAAAGAUUUUGAUGAAUUUGACAUGUUCAAAGUCAUUCGUCGUUCCUCAAUAUGUUUAUCUAUUGGUUUUAUUUGGACGAUCAUUACCUUUUAUGGAUAUAUCGGUUUCCUCAAUGUAGCACAGAAAGAUGAUGAAUUGAAAUCACUGGUCUUGAUGACUUUCUUCAAUCUGACAGGACUACCUUGUCCUUUAGUUCUAACGAUAAUUUAUGCGAUUAUAUCUCGAAAUUUGUUCGAACUGACAAAUAAGUAUAUGAAUAUUUGCAAAGGAAUAUCUGUAGAUAUCAAGAAAUUAUAUAGAAAACUUACUCUACGGAAAAGGUUUGCAGAAAUUUUACUACGUGUUUCUAUAUGUAUUAGUUUUCUUCAUCAUUAUGUAAAUCGUACCAACUGUUUCGAGGAUAUAGACCGACGUAUAGUAUGUGGAUUAUUAACUCCAUUAUGGUAUCCCAUCGAAACAAACUACUUUCCAGUCAGAGAGCUAAUUAUCCUGUAUUCAACAGUAUUUACGGGCUAUUUCAUUAUAAUUGUGGUCACUGCUCCAAUUGAUACCUAUUUUUUUGCUGAACUCUACGAGUACAAGGUACAGCAGCUUAUGAAACUAAUGCGCCAGACUUCGUUAAAAAGGGAACAAAACAUCAAUAAUAAGAGAAGACAGUUGAGGAAAAUAAUCAUUCACCAUCAGGAAAUAAUUGAGUGUAAUAUCCUGAUGAAGAAUAUAAUAAGUACUAUAUCAAAUGAAAUUAUAUUUGGCUACCUCCCUUACAUGGCAUCUUGUGUGACAUUAUGUAUUGAGGAUUUCAAUUCUGCAUACUUAUUUGAAUUCAUCCUCCCCAUAUUAGGUAUAUAUGUAUGGAUCAGUGGAGCUCAGAAAAUUAGCGAUAUGGAUGACAUACUUGCCGAAGAAGCAUAUAACAUGGAUUGGUAUGAAAUGGAUAAGAGAUUGAGUAAAGACUUUAUAUUUUUUUUCAUGAGACUUCAGAACAACAAGGAAUUCAAAUCGCUAUUUUUUGUUUUGAAGAGGCCUUUAUUGCUUUCGAUGAUGAAAACAAUGUAUUCUCUCCUGAUGCUGAUUCUCCAAGUAUAAUAAAUAAUUCAGAGGUUUGAAAAAAAA
Molecule: messenger RNA, 1548 nt
Organism: Harmonia axyridis
Lineage: Eukaryota; Metazoa; Arthropoda; Insecta; Coleoptera; Coccinellidae
Exons: 9
Coding region: 265-1521 (418 amino acids)
Biological process (GO): sensory perception of smell; detection of chemical stimulus involved in sensory perception of smell
Cellular component (GO): plasma membrane
Molecular function (GO): olfactory receptor activity; odorant binding
Source: RefSeq, a predicted model, not a curated record